This is a messenger RNA of Didymodactylos carnosus, 780 nucleotides long. The record is from the annotation of a GenBank genome assembly. Lineage: Eukaryota; Metazoa; Rotifera; Eurotatoria; Philodinida; Philodinidae.
AUGCGAGAAAUGUGCCAAGUUCAAUAUCAAACGAACAAAGCCACCCGGCAAACUCAAUCCGAUCAUGCCGCCAGAAGGAUCGAUGGAAUUGAUUGGCAUGGAUUUUUGGGGCCAACCAGACAAGAACCAGCAAAUGGCAAUAAAUACGUACUGGUCAUAACCGAUUAUCUGACAAAAUUCGUGGUUGCGAAGGCGUUACCCAACAACACGGCCCAAACAACUGCUCAAGUAUUUGUUGAAGAAUUCAUAUUUAAAUUUGGUGUGCCAAAUCGACUUAUUACCGAUCAAGGAGUCCACUUUAACAAUGAAUUACUCAAAAAUGUGGCAGCAAUGAUAGGCUUCGAUCAUAUUAAAUCAACACCGUACCAUCCACAAACAAAUGGUGAAGUGGAGCGGUUUAAUGCAACAUUCCAUCCACAACUGGCGAAGUUGUACGACGAGAAUUUGAACAAUUGGGACGAAUAUUUGCUAGCUGUUCUUUACGCAUACAAUACUGGACAACAUCCCACAACCGGGUAUUCACCAUUUCAAUUGAUGUUUGGCCGAGAACCAACAUUGCCACUAGCCCAAAAACAGCCAACGUUCACAUUGGCAAAACCAAAUGACUACUGGCCCAGAAUGAUGCGGUCAUUAAAAAUGUAUCAUCAAGCGGCACGACAAAAUAUUCAAAUCCAACAACAAGUAACAAAAGCACGAUUCGACUUGCACCGUUCCGAACCAAUUUUAAAAACGAGUUCAUCAAAAACAAGUUCAACGCUGUUAGGUUCCCGGAUGAACUAA